CACAUCUCCACUCUCUCCCCUGCAGCUGAAGCUCAAACACCUCCUGAACCUUCAUCAUCAUGACAAGCUUUUCCUCCAGGUCUCUUGGCGGUGGCUACAUGGCCGGCGGCGGCGGCGGCGGCGGCAGCUAUAGCAGCAUGAGGAUGUCCUCUGCCUCCUCUGCCAUGUCCAUGUACGGCGGCGGCCGCAGCAGUGGAGGCGGAGGCGGAGGUGGAGGUUCCAGCUACAGCUUUGGCUUCGGCGGUGGAGCCGGCUUUGGUGGUGGAGCCGGCUUUGGUGGUGGUGCAGGGGGCGGAGACAACAUGAACAUCUCAGCCAACGAGAAGGCUACCAUGCAGAACCUGAACGACCGUCUGGCCAGCUACCUGGAGACGGUGCGCAAACUGGAGGCAGCCAACGCUGAGCUGGAGAGGAAGAUCAAGGAGUUCCUGGAGAAGAAGACCUCUCCAUCUUCCAGAGACUACAGCGCCUACUAUGUCACCAUCGCAGAGCUGCAGGCUAAGAUCCAGCAGGCCACAGUAACAAAUGGUGGGAUCUACCUCGCCAUCGACAACGCCAAGCUGGCUUCUGACGACUUCAGACAGAAGUACGAGAACGAGCUGACCAUGCGUCAGUCAGUGGAGGCGGACAUCGCCGGGCUCAAACGACUCCUGGAUGACAUGACCCUGGCCAGAUCGGACCUGGAGAUGCAGAUCGAGGGCCUGAAGGAGGAAAUGCUCUACCUGAAGAAGAACCACGAGGAGGAACUUCUGGCCAUGCGUACUCAGAUGAGCGGCCAGGUGAACGUGGAGGUGGACGCUGCUCCAGGACAAGACCUGGCCAAGAUUAUGGAGGAGAUGAGGGAGCACUAUGAGGCAGUCGCCGCCAAGAACAACAAGGAACUAGAGGCCUGGUUCCAGACCAAGUCAGAAUCGCUCAACAAAGAAGUCGCCGUCCACACAGAAACUCUACAGACAUCAAAGUCAGAGAUAUCAGAGCUAAAACGGACGUUACAGGGCCUGGAGAUCGAGCUGCAAGCACAACUCAGCAUGAAAUCCGGUUUGGAAAACACGCUGGCUGAGACGCAGAACCGCUACUCCAUGCGCCUGUCGAGUUUCCAGCAAAGGGUAAUGAGUAUGGAGGAACAGCUGACACAACUGAGAGCCGACCUGGAGCGGCAGGGACAGGAGUACCAAAUGCUUCUAGACAUUAAGACCAGGUUGGAGAUGGAGAUUGCAGAGUACAGAAGACUUCUGGAUGGAGAGGCAGGCAGCGGCGUCACUUCCUCCACCUCCUCCACUACCGCCUCCGCCGCCAGCUCCACAAGCACCACCACCACCAAGACCAGGUACGUCGUCGUAGAAGAGGUGUUGGUGGAUGGAAAGGUGGUGAGCACCUCCACACAGGAUGGCUAGCCAGCUCACGCAGGGGAAGCUGUCACAGAAACAAACACGGAAAACUAAUUCUGCUGAGGUGCUUUGAAAUAAAAAGAACUAAAAAAA
Fundulus heteroclitus (mummichog) is the source of this 1481-nucleotide messenger RNA. RefSeq names its product keratin, type I cytoskeletal 13. The record is from RefSeq and is a predicted model, not a curated record. The transcript has 7 exons. NCBI's taxonomy places the organism in Eukaryota, Metazoa, Chordata, Actinopteri, Cyprinodontiformes, Fundulidae. The coding region runs from base 60 to 1394 and encodes 444 amino acids. Gene Ontology annotation, molecular function: structural molecule activity.